AUGGACAAAAGGGUUUGCUUCAUCGCGUUCCUUAUCUCUGCAAUUUAUGACUCAUCAACGUCAACAAACAUUGAAUGUGACUUUAGUCUUACUGAUGCUUACGGCAAAGUAGGAACAAUUCAUUUGUGCAUCGUCAAUAACAAUCCCAACAUUUUGACACGGGAAUCAGCAUGGAUUGACUCAAUAAAUGGAACUUUGGCAGCAGAAGAUGAAAUGACUGGAUUUCGUGCUGUUGAUAAGACAAUUAAAUAUUUUCCAAAGAAUUUGCCCGAAAAAAUAAAAAUGUUUUGGAUCCAAAGCUGCCAACUGCUGGAAAUUCAUCAAGCAGACCUCAAACCGUACCCAAAUCUGGUCUUUUUCAGGCUGUAUAAAAAUUCGAUUGAAGUCAUUGAAGAAGGAUUGUUUGACUUUAAUCCAAAUUUAGUAGCUGUUGGGCUUCAUGAAAGCAACAUCAUCCACAUUGAUGCUGGCGUGUUUGAUAGGUUGAAUAAAAUGGACAAUCUUUGGCUUAUUUAUGCUCCAUGCGUCAACCAAGAUGUCGUCAAUUCUAGAGAACGAGUUGAGUUGCUCAUUAAAUUAGUCAAAAAUCAAUGCACAAGUUCCGAUUUUUCAUCAAUGGAGAAGAAAAUCCUCAACUUAGAGGAUCAGACAAGAAGUUUGGAAAUCGGGACUUUUGACAGAAAUGUUGAGGAAUUUGAGCAAGAAUUCAAAAUUUCAAAAUUCCACAAAUUUCGUCCGUUAAACUACAAAUUUGAGAAGGUCGCUGGCUGCUCGAUUUGUCAUCAAGGAAGAAGAAUUGUUGAAUUGGACGAAAAGAUUCAGAGUUUGCGGGAUAGGAUGAAGGUUUUGGGGGUUUAUGGCUUGAGGAAGAACCUUGAAGAUUCACAAUGUGGAUUGAAAGACUUCAAAACUGAUCAGCAAGCUACAAAAAAUAAGUUAGAAGAGAUUAAAGGCUUACAAAUCGAGCAAAGCACUGCAAUUAAGUCUUCAAUCGCUAAAAGUGACUCCAAACUUGAUAAACUCCAAAGCUCAUUAGAUCAACUCAGCAUAUCGCAAAGCAGCACUGCUAACAGCAUCACUGACUUAAAUUCAUCAAUUCUACACCUCAAAUCAACCCAAGAAUCCAUCAAGUUAAUCCUCAACUCCCUCAAAUCAUCACAAGACACCACACAAAGUUCAAUCAGUGACAUCGUGGCUUCAGUCAGUGAUCUUAAAAAGAACCAAGUCGAAUUUAAACAAACUUUGGUGAAAAUUAAGAAUUUACAAAAUGACGCAAAAGUUGCAUUGAAUGACUUGAGUUUUAAGGAUGCUGGGUCAGCUGUGGAUGAGAAAAUGGAGAAAUUUGAGGCUAGGAUUGAGGAACAUUUGAUGAAUUUUGAGGAUAGAACUGCUGAGAAGAUUGCAAAGGAACUAGCAAGUAUGAGACACAAGAUGUCAAUGAAUUUAGAUGAAAAAGUUAAGGAUAUUGAGAAGCGACUUGCUAAAAAGUUUGAAGAGGUUCUGGAGAAAAAGUUGGUGAAAAUUGUUGAGCAAAAGAUAAGAAAUGAUUGA
This is a messenger RNA of Chironomus riparius, 1551 nucleotides long. NCBI's taxonomy places the organism in Eukaryota, Metazoa, Arthropoda, Insecta, Diptera, Chironomidae. The record is from the annotation of a GenBank genome assembly.